AUGUCGUCUAAAACAACUUGCCCCAACUACAAAGCUGUCGACCCCAACGGAGAAAUCUUAAAUGCCGAAAAGGCCUUCAGUCUAGCUGGUGUCGAUGGUGGGUUCUUUGAGCUUCAACCGAAAGAAGGUCUAGCAUUUGUUAAUGGCACAACCGUGGGAUCUGGCAUUGCCUCCAUGGUUCAAUUUAAAGCCAACGCUCUUUCUUUGUUGUCAGAAGUUAUGUCCGCCAUUUUCGCAGAUGUUAUGCAAGGGAAGCUGGAGUUCACAGACCACUUGAGACACAAAUUAAAGCAUCACCCAGACCAAAUUGAAGUUGCAGCAAUAACGGAGUACGUUUUGGAUGGAUCUGGUUACGUUAAAGCUGCAUAG
Molecule: messenger RNA, 369 nt
Organism: Lactuca virosa
Lineage: Eukaryota; Viridiplantae; Streptophyta; Magnoliopsida; Asterales; Asteraceae
Source: the annotation of a GenBank genome assembly